Saccostrea echinata is the source of this 868-nucleotide messenger RNA. RefSeq names its product peptidyl-prolyl cis-trans isomerase-like. Gene Ontology annotation, cellular component: intracellular membrane-bounded organelle. NCBI's taxonomy places the organism in Eukaryota, Metazoa, Mollusca, Bivalvia, Ostreida, Ostreidae. The record is from RefSeq and is a predicted model, not a curated record. Bases 50 to 544 code for a protein of 164 amino acids. Gene Ontology annotation, biological process: protein folding; protein peptidyl-prolyl isomerization. The transcript has 3 exons. Gene Ontology annotation, molecular function: peptidyl-prolyl cis-trans isomerase activity.
AGCAAGCCGGCACUUUUGCGUUAGUCAUCAAGUCAGAACCAGAAGAAAAAUGGCGAAACCUAGAGUUUUCUUCGACAUCGCACAUAAUGGCAACAACAUAGGUCGUAUUGUUAUGGAAUUGCGUCCUGACGUAGUCCCAAAAACGUCUGAGAACUUCCGUGCACUGUGUACAGGUGAAAAGGGCUAUGGCUACAAGGGGUCUAUUUUCCACAGAAUAAUUCCUGGUUUCAUGUGCCAGGGAGGUGACUUCACAAACCACAAUGGCACUGGAGGAAAAAGUAUCUAUGGAAAUAAGUUUGAAGAUGAAAACUUCCAGCUGAAGCACACAGGACCAGGUAUUUUAUCCAUGGCCAAUGCAGGCCCCAACACCAAUGGCAGUCAGUUCUUUAUCUGUACGGAAAAGACCGCUUGGCUAGAUGGUAAACAUGUUGUGUUCGGACAGGUUGUCGAAGGCAUGGAUGUCGUCAAAAAAAUGGAGGGGUUAGGUUCCCAGAGUGGAAAACCAUCUGGAAGAGUUUCAAUCGAAAAUUGUGGCCAGCUAUAAAUAAAACAUUUGAAGAAAAAUCUCAAGUAAUCAGCCACUCUUAUCAUGAGAGGAACACUACCUAUAACUGUAACAGUGCUAAAACAAGUGCUUAUUUCUGCAGACUAUCUAUUGUAAUCAUAUAAAACAGUAGCUUUUAUCCAUCCUUUAGGAUUCAAGAACUAAUCAUGCAAUUUACUUCGUUUACAUGUUAUUGUCUUUUUAUAAUUUAGAAAUCUCAUUUGAUGUUUGUUUUGAAAAGGGUUGUUGUCAAGGGUUACAAUUGGAAGGUCGCAAAGUUCAGAAUCAGAGGUGAAAUAUUCGGAAAUAAAAUUUCUUUUCUUA